CCCAGUUUAUCCCCCACUGUUUCAGCUCCUCCUGGGCUGAGCUGAGUGUGUUCUCACCCAGGAAAAAGGCUCAUUGUCACCUGCCCAGGAACGAGUCCAUUCAGGGAGCACAUCAGGGGUGAACCACGUGAGCACGACAUGCAGUGUCCCCUCCACGUAAAGCUGGGAAAUAGCAGGGCCAGGAAGGCAGUAAAGGACAGGUCACGCAGGGACAGACUGAUAAUUACAAAGAGUGAUUUAUUUACACCAAUUGACGUCCAUACCCAGGGCUGGAUCUCCAGAGAAACGUGCUCAGAGAUUGAUCAGGAUGUUCUGCCCGUGCUGAUUCAUGCCCUGGGCACUCUGAGGGCGAGUAUAAAAGGGCUCCCCAGCAGAUCUUGGCAGAUCAUUCCUCUGCUCUUCUCUUGUGCUGUAGAUCCCCUCAGACCCUCCCUCCUGACGAUGGUGCUGUCCCGGAGCCCCUGCACCGAGGGCUCUCCCUCGCCCUGCGGGGUGGCCGCGCCCCAGCCCGUGGCCGAGAGCUGCAACGAGCCGUGCGUGCGGCAGUGCCCCGACUCCACCGUGCUCAUCUACCCCCCGCCCGUGGUGGUCACCUUCCCCGGGCCCAUCCUGAGCUCCUUCCCCCAGCAGAGCGUGGUGGGAUCCGCAGGAGCCCCCGAGGUCGGGGCUGGGUCUGGGUUCGGGGCCGCCCGCACCCCCGGCGCUUCCCACGUCUACGGCGGGGCCCGCUGGGGUCGGGGGUACCCCGUGGGGAGCUGCAGGCCCUGCUGAACCCACCGGGGGUCUCUGCCCAGAGGAGAAGCCCAGCGGGGUGCAGGGACAGGGCUGAGCCCCAGGGCACAGCGUCCCGGGAGCGUUGAGGGUUUGGGGGGCACGAAAAGCAUCUGCAGGUGUUUUGAACGCCCCAGAAAUCCAUUUAUGUCCUUCUCAGAUUGCCCUGCCUGAUUUCCUUUUUCCUAAUCCUUCCUAUCUUUCCAAGUGUUCUGUUCUUGAUGCUGUGGGCUGUGUUGCUAAUUCCUUGGGGGCUUGUAGGGAUCUUUCUGGCUUUGAAUAGGUUUAGAUUAGAUAUAAUGAAAAAAUUCUUCCCUGGGAGGGUGGUGAGACCCUGGCCCAGGUUAUUCCAUGGGUUGCCCAUCCCUGGAAGUGUUCAAGGGCAGGCUGGAUGGAGCUCUGAGCAGCCUGGUCUAAUGGAAGGUGUCCCUGCCUUUGGCAUUGGGGUGGAAUGGGAUGAUUUUUAAGGUCCCUUUUAACCCCAACUGGGGUGGAAUGAGAUGGUCUUUAACCCAAACCACCCUGUGCUUCUGUGACUGUGACAACAUAAAGGGAUCUGCUACGAGAUCCUCUUUGGAUCCCUCUGUAGACUCUUCUCUGGCUCCUGGUGGAUAAAAGGGGUUGUGGUGUCAAGCAGCCCGUGCCCUGUGUCUGUGCUGGGUGCUCAGGGCUCCCCAUCAGCCACUCCAGGAGUCAUCCUGCACCAAACCAUGGGCUGGGGGCAAUCUGGGACCUGGACUGUGUAAUCCUGCCUCUGUAUCAGCUGCUUCUUCCUCAUUAAACACGACAUUGCAACACGU
Pseudopipra pipra is the source of this 1571-nucleotide messenger RNA. RefSeq lists its product as uncharacterized. The coding region runs from base 139 to 771 and encodes 210 amino acids. Lineage: Eukaryota; Metazoa; Chordata; Aves; Passeriformes; Pipridae. The transcript is spliced from 2 exons. The record is from RefSeq and is a predicted model, not a curated record. Gene Ontology annotation, molecular function: structural constituent of cytoskeleton. Gene Ontology annotation, cellular component: intermediate filament.